UUAAGAUCUGGAACCCGGACCAAAAACUGUAUGAGCUGCUAGAACAACCGUUAGCUACGGCGUUUAGAGAACCCAAUUGUGUGGAUGUUUGUUGGCCGGAACCUGUGGUGAUCAUGAAAAUGGAAAUUAAAGUGGAUUAUCCCGGGAUGGCAUGCGAGUUCCAUCUUAGCGGUGGUAGAAACUUACGAGGUGGGCCGGCUGUGUUUAUGCCCAACCCCGACAGCGAAUUCAAUAUUGAGAAAGAUACCACUGAUCAAAAUACAGUGUACUUUGUCGGAGAGCCGCCGGAGAAUCACCCAGAACUUGCAGCUAAGCUGAGGGACGGGAACCGUUUCAACAGCUGUAUCGAAGCACCCGAAGAUUACGAGAUGGCAAUACAGUUCAAAGAAGCGUACCUGUUGGAGCGUAUAGUGAUCACAACUAUUGAUUCGCCCAUACCAUUUAGCAUGAUGGUGACGUGCUACAGUCUCAGUGAAGAGGAGGUGGUCAAGCAAAGCGUUAAUUACAAGGACAUACGAGUCUUCUAUUUAAAUAUCAACAAGAAAGUCAAGCAUUGUAAAAUUAAAUCAACGAAAGGGCCUUUGAAACUUUGUGAAGUUGAUGUUUUCGGAGGUUAG
Molecule: messenger RNA, 617 nt
Organism: Physella acuta
Lineage: Eukaryota; Metazoa; Mollusca; Gastropoda; Physidae
Source: RefSeq, a predicted model, not a curated record